CACAGACUUCCUCAGUACGCCAGUUCUCUUCUCUCCUUUAUUUUCGCCACUUAAAGCGAAAUUCCCCAACACGCGUCAUGGACAUGGACUCACCGGACGAAGUAUCGUCGAUUCUCUCCGAGCAGCGUCGCGAACUCAUGGAGGCCCAGUCUGUCGAGACGGACCUCGAACUUGCCUUCCGCCUUCAGCUUCAAGAGGCCAUCUCUGCUUCGCUCUCUCACCUACCUUCCUCCUCUUCAUCGCCAUCUCUAAACGACGCUGUUUCUGCUGCCUCCCUAGUCGACGAUGAAAUUGUUCCCACGUUCGCUUCUCUCCAAUCGGACGAACUUUCUAGGUGCGAGCAAGAAGUCGCCGAUCGCAAGAAAAGCGCAUUGCUUAUGCGCCAAGUGCGGGAGGAUCUGGAUCGUCGUAUCCACGACCAGAAUGUCGCCCGCGAGAUUCUCAGAAUCCCCGAGGACAAGUGGGAAGAAUGGGGUGAUAAUUUUGAGAAACCCUUCGGCGAAGGGUGUUCGAAGAAUACAGAUAGUGGAGAUGUUUUCAGGCUUUAUUUCAAGGGCUUAAUGGACGAAGAGAGGGUGAAAGACAGAAAGGUCGUGUUGGCAGGGAUUGGUGUGGCGAUAUGUGAUUCCAGGGACAAUUUGAUAUUCGAGGUUAGGAAGCCCGUUGUGUGCAAUGGAUUGAACAAGUGUGCUGUAGCAGCCAAGGCUUUGAUCGAAGGGCUUAAUGCUGCAUACGCGUUGGAGCUCAAGAAAAUCACUUUCUAUUGCGAUUACUACCCUCUUUAUCAGUUCAUUAGUGGGAGAUGGCCACCAAAACAGCGCAAGAUUGCAAUGCUAGUCAAUCAGGUGUCCCUUCUUCAGAGAAAGUUUGAAUGUUGUAACCCUGCACUUGUGGCACGUAAUGAUAUUAAGUAUGCAUUUAAACUUGCAAGAGAUGCGAUAGUUUCGCAGACCUCUAUGCCUACAGAAUCUAUCCAUGACAAACAACUUAAAGAGAACUGUGUUAUCUGUUUAGAAGAUACUGAAACCGAGCAUAUGUUUUCAGUUGAUGAAUGCCUGCACCGUUACUGUUUCUCUUGCAUGAAACAGCAUGUGGAAGUGAAGUUGCUCCAUGGUAUGGUGCCGAAAUGCCCCCACGAAGGCUGUAAAUCAGAACUCAAAGUUGAAAGCUGCAAAAAAUUUUUGACACCUAAGUUGAUUGAGACCAUGAUCCAACGCAUAACAGAAGCAUCAAUUCCUGUUGCAGAGAAAAUUUAUUGCCCAUAUCCUAGGUGCUCUGCAUUAAUGUCUAAAAGUGAGGUUGCAGAGUAUGCUAGAGAUUUAUUUGUUGGUACAGAAAGAAGUGGAGUCAGGAAGUGCACUAAAUGUCAUGGCCUUUUCUGCAUCAAUUGUAAGGUUCCUUGGCAUAGCAACAUGACAUGCCAUUAUUUCAAAACUUUGAAUCCUAAUCCCCCUGCUGAAGAUGUCAAGCUGAAGUCUCUUGCAAGAAGCCAUUUGUGGCGUCAAUGUGUCAAGUGCAACCACAUGAUUGAACUCUCUGAAGGUUGCUACCACAUGACCUGCAGAUGUGGGUAUGAGUUCUGUUACAAUUGCGGAGCAGAGUGGAAGGAUAAAAAAGCAACAUGUUCUUGCCCUCUUUGGGAUGAGGACAACAUAUGGGAUGAUAAUGAUAGAGACGUUGAUGAAGAGGAGGAGGAGGUGGAGGAGGAGUACUAUGACUCUGAUGAGGAGGAGGAUUGGUAUUGGUGAACAGAUAGAAACUAUGUAAAGCCCCCUUCACAUCCUCCUGCAUAUUGUUUUUUUAAUGAGCAGGGCCCCCUUCAAGGAUAGUAUUGAAUCCCUAUGUCUUGACAAUUUUUGUUAUCUGAUUCUAAUGUCUUGAUAAUUUGUGUCCCUAAUGUUGGUGAAUAUUCCAACUGUGACCUCUUGAAAUCAAGGACACCUUUCAUUCUCCAUUAGUAUUUUGCUUCGUUUCCUA
This is a messenger RNA of Tripterygium wilfordii, 1977 nucleotides long. RefSeq lists its product as uncharacterized. Gene Ontology annotation, biological process: positive regulation of proteasomal ubiquitin-dependent protein catabolic process; ubiquitin-dependent protein catabolic process; protein polyubiquitination. Bases 78 to 1748 code for a protein of 556 amino acids. The transcript has 3 exons. Gene Ontology annotation, molecular function: RNA-DNA hybrid ribonuclease activity; ubiquitin conjugating enzyme binding; zinc ion binding. NCBI's taxonomy places the organism in Eukaryota, Viridiplantae, Streptophyta, Magnoliopsida, Celastrales, Celastraceae. Gene Ontology annotation, cellular component: cytoplasm; ubiquitin ligase complex. The record is from RefSeq and is a predicted model, not a curated record.